UCAUAAAAGUGGUAGGAAAAUCUCGAUAAUAUCAGUCGGCAACAACAUGGUCAAGAUCGAGCCCAGUGAGAUUAGUGAGCAGCACAAAUCGGUCUAUCAUCAUCAACAGCAUCCGGCCCUGCACCAGCCACAUACAACAACAACCGGCAGCCACGGCCUCAAUCUCAGUCCGGCGACGCUGCUGAUGAAAAUGGCGCGCACGCCCCAUUUGAAGUCCAGUUUCUCCAUCAAUGCCAUACUGCCGGAAACCGUGGAGGACAAUUGUCCCACACCAGCGCCACAGGAUGUGGACCAGCAGCAGAAAUAUGCGCUGAACAACAACAAUAACAAUAACAACAAUAGUCAUCAUCAGCAUUGCGGCUCGCCGCUGGGUUCGGAGGAGCAAGGCGAGGUCAGUGAUGUGGAAUCGGAUUUAGAUGUCACCUCCAUGUCGCCACCGCCACUGCGUGUGGCCGAAACCGGAGAAAGCGAUGUGGAUGAGGCGGACGAUGAUGAUGCCGACGAGGACGUGGAUUGUGAUGCGGAUGGCGAUGGCGAAACUACCGACGGCGAUGCGGAUGCGAAAAAUGGGGACGGCAAGCCGGUCAAGGAUAAGAAAGGCAAUGAGAAACCGCCCUACAGCUAUAAUGCGCUCAUCAUGAUGGCCAUACGCCAAAGCCAGGAGAAACGUCUCACUCUGAAUGGCAUCUAUGAGUACAUAAUGACCAAUCAUCCGUAUUAUCGGGACAACAAACAGGGCUGGCAGAACUCCAUACGCCACAAUCUGAGUCUCAACAAAUGUUUUGUAAAGGUGCCGCGUCAUUACGACGAUCCUGGGAAGGGCAAUUACUGGAUGCUAGAUCCAUCGGCCGAGGAUGUUUUCAUUGGCGGUUCCACCGGCAAGCUACGACGACGCACCACCGCUGCCUCGCGCUCCCGCCUGGCCGCCUUCAAGCGCUCCCUCAUCGGACCCAUGUUCCCAGGCCUGGGCUACCCACAAUUUGGACAGUUCCUCACAUAUCCGGGCGCAGCGGCUGCUGCCGCAGCAGCGCCCAGUCUGCUGGCCAGCAUGUAUCAGCGCUACAAUCCGUUUGCGCCAAAGAGCCCGGUGGGCAUGGCGCCACCACCGCCGCCACCCACGCAUAUGGCCGGACCGUUUGCCGCUACGGCCAACAGCUCGGAACUCUAUCAGCGCCUGCAGUAUCAACAGCUCUUGCAUCAGCAUGCGGCAGCCGCCGCUUUGGCGGCACAUCAAAGGCAGCUGAGUGCGGCCGCCGCCUUGCCACCACCACCGCCCACAGCGCCAGCGCCACAGCCACAUAUGACACAUCUGGGCCAACCGCCUUCACCGUCAUCCAAUCAGCCACUGUCGCCGAGCGGCAUGCAGGCAAGUUCCCCCAUGCCAGCCCAUCUAGCGGCGGCAACAGCACCACCGCCACCACCCGCGCCCAUUCUCAAGCCCGUGACGGUGGUUUCACGCAACAGCUGA
Scaptodrosophila lebanonensis is the source of this 1468-nucleotide messenger RNA. RefSeq names its product fork head domain transcription factor slp2 (gene slp2). Gene Ontology annotation, cellular component: nucleus. Gene Ontology annotation, biological process: regulation of transcription by RNA polymerase II. NCBI's taxonomy places the organism in Eukaryota, Metazoa, Arthropoda, Insecta, Diptera, Drosophilidae. The coding region runs from base 47 to 1468 and encodes 473 amino acids. The record is from RefSeq and is a predicted model, not a curated record. The transcript has 2 exons. Gene Ontology annotation, molecular function: DNA-binding transcription factor activity; sequence-specific double-stranded DNA binding.